UAUGGCAGUUUAAAUGGUGCCUCUGUUAGCUCAGCAAGAUGGGGAGAAAAGGAGUGGGAAGAGUCUUGUCCUUCCCUUUUGAGGUCUGCAAAAGCAAACUGCUGCAGCUUCUUCUUGCUUUGUAACAGAAUAUCAUGUACUAUGUGACUCUGAAUUGCUUCUUGGGGAAAACAAAAAGAAUAACUGCCCAUAUUAAAACACAGGGGAAGGGGGAGAGACCUGCUAGUUAAAAGGUACUUUCCUUAAGCUCUUUGAAUUACCUCUGAAAGUGAAUCUACAGUGUGAAACUCUUCCACAUGCUCCAAACUAAUGUCUGAAAAAAUUGUCUGAGCAUAUAAAUGUAAUGAAUAAAAGUUUAUUUUGGAAUUUAUCCUCCCACAUUGGAAAUAAGGUUUUCAUAUUCUGGGCCAAAGAGCAAUCCUAGCCAUUAGCUUAUAGUAAAGAAAUUUCUCACUUAUUAAGAGAGCUGAAAAGACAGCAAUCAUUAUGAUUUGGAUAUAGUAGGGGGGAAAGCAGCAAUGCAGAACGCUGGCACAAGGUUUUCCCCAUAGUAACAGGGUUCUAGAGGAACAGGAUGCUCAAGACCUAAAAAGAUCAGCUGUAGAGAAGUCUUUGUAAUUGCUGCUCUCUGGAGGCAAUAUAGCCAAGUGAAAGGCUCCCACUGCAACCAAAUGAGAGAACAAAAACACUUGAUUUGACACCAGUGCAGACUGUUGCUUUAGUUAAAUAAUGACCUGUUUUCACUGCUCCAUAUAUUCACUUGCUUAGAUUUUUCAUCUAAUUGUAUGGAACUUGAGAGCACUGCAAACGGAAACUGAAGCAGUUUAAUUUUUUAUGAUCAGAACUGCUUUGUGUCUCCCAAGAUAAAUGGAUAUGAUGCUUAAUUAGCUAGGAGAUGUGGUUGAGGUUACUAGGACACAUGUACACACCAUCUACAUGUUAUUCCUUAAAUGAGGUCAGAGAAACUGGUAUCGCUAGCAAGAAGCCAUGCUUCUGCCUUCCUUUUAUUUAUUUGAUUUUUUUUAUUGGAAGGAAAAGAAAGUAGUAUUUGUCAAAGUUCAAGAGUUUUAGUUCCCACUGCUCCAAAGUAUCACUACAUCAGAUUUUAACUACAGCUUUGCAAUGAUUUAAGACAAUUGUCAAAUUCAAACUUUCCAACAAUGAAGUGUUGUGGGAGGUGAGGCAAGGCUAAGACCUGCUACUCCUGUAAGACUGUUUAUUAAAUCUUUUUAUCAAUCCAUCCAUCACGGAACACACAUCAUAUAGUAUAUGGUGUCACUUAUAGAGGCUCUCAAGUUGAUGAAUCUAGCCACAUUCUCAAGGGAAGAAGCCACAGGGAUGAAAGAUGGGUAAUCCUUUCUGCAUUUGGCUUAAUUACAGACAUUCCACUGAAAGGUUUUAAUCUGCUCUCCAAAGACAAAUGCUUGAAGUACAACCAGAGGUGUAGUUACAAAGAGGGCCAAAUGAAGAGACUGCACUACAAAUAAAGAUACCGCCCGCCCAAAAUACGGCUCGAUGGACUAUCUGUCCUUCAAUGGAACUCUAAUGGACAUCUUUUGCAUUUAUUAAAUCCCAUCUCUCUUUCUGGGCUUCUUACUCUGGAGAUUUCCUGGCUUCUUUCUGUGCACAAGUAAUGACUGACUCAUCAGAAGGAUGUAACUGACAAGAGGCUCAAGUGGUUUGCAAAGAAAUGUAUCCUGCCAGAUCAGUUUGAAUCUUCUUAGAGAAGCAUGCUUAGUGGCUAAAACAAUUGGAGAAGAUUUGUCUUUCGGCAGGGCUAUAGGAGAAGUGGAGCUUAAAAAUGACUACACCACUGGUUCCCAACAACUCAUGUUACAAUUUGUUGCAGGCCAACAGGAAUGAGAUUAAAAAUAAUAAUGAACACAUAGUGACAGUGGGGGACACAAAUGCCAACCAAAUCACUUCUGAAGUCAGAACCUCUAGAGGAGAGGUAAGGACAAAUGAUUUGUUGGGAGAGACAAGAUGUUCGAACAAAGGAGAGCCAGAAAAUAUCACAAAAUUAGAUUUGGAGAAGAACAGGCUCCAAGGUACAACUGUCCACCUAGAGUCAAGACUGCCUUCUCCUACCAGCAGGGAAUUGUAUAGAGAUUAUAGGACUGAUGGGGUUAAGGACACUUCAAAGCUAGUCCCUAUUAGCCGAGGACAUAGUUUGUCCAAUCUGAGGAUUAAUACAAAUGAUACUUUUUCAGUAGUUCUUUCUAAAAGUGAUGCUGAUCUCAUUCAACAUGUUUCAAAAGACAAAUCACCUAGAAGGAUUGAGCCAGAAGGAAUAAAACGUCUUUCUUUGGGGAGAUCAAGAAAACUUAUGGCAAAAAACGAAGUUUUGGGGAAAGAAUUUGUUGGCCGGGUAUCAGGAAAACGCUUGCUUUCUGCAUCCUUGGACUCUAUUGACACUUCACAUCAUUUGGCUGGGGAGACUGAGAAAUCUCGGAAAACAUCAGCAGACCACUUUUUAGGCAUGGUGUUUCGCCCAACUGAUAGUGUCUCAGAGGGAAACAUCAUGCGUUAUUCGAAACCUUCACCUACCUCAGGAAUAAACACAUCAAAUGUCCGAGCAACACAACCAAGUAAGGACGAUGUACCAAAUUUUAACAAACAGAGCUCUUCUCGUCCUGCUCAUGUUGAUCUACAGUUAACAGUUAAAUCCAAUGAAAUUUGGAAAUCAGAAGCACAAUUAGAUCACCAGGGUGAUAAGAGGGGGAAAGCAGAAUUGAGGAGUCCACAGUCUAAGAGCAUAUGUCAACAAAAAAUUGACAGGGUUAUGCUGGCUGAAUUUCUCAGAUGUCAGACAGAGGGAGCAAAUAUGGUCGUGCAGGAUAAAAAGGAUUAUGGGACUGAAGAACACAAAGCAAAACCACUUUGGUUGCAAGAGUCUGGUGGCAAAGGAGAUGAUCCACACUUAAACAAAGGGCUUUACCAUGCCAGUGACAAACUGGUAAGAAGCAAUAACUCAGUAGGUUUAAGAAGGGGAAGCAGUCAUAGUGACAGCAUGGCAAUGAACCGAGGGAGUGAGGAAUGCAUGGUGGGAAAAGAAUCGUAUUCUGGGUCAUCUGGUGUUGAUGAUGACAAACUCAGUGCCACAAUAACACCUACAAGAAAUAGAAACAUACAUGAUGUUGAUGCAAGUUGUAAUCAAACAACUAGUGGGCAUCCAUCUAUGACACAUAGCAUAAGCAUACCAGAUAGCAAAUGUCUGAGCAAUAAUGAAGGUAAGCAGAUGCUUAUCAAAGCACACAAUGAAAAUGCUGCAGUGCUCACAUCUGAGCUGAAACAUCCAAAAAAAUUUAGUGAAGAAGAUAGAUUAGAUGGCCAUUCUCCCACUCAGGACAUUGAGGUAGAGACCACAGUCGAGAGCAAAAGCACAGGAAUAACUUCCAAGAGACAUGUUUCAAAUGGCAUGUCAGAGGGCUACAAAAUAUCAGAAACAACUGGCACCUUUCUGUGUGCCCCUACUCCUAUACGGCCUGUAGUGAAUGUGAAUGUUAACAAUCACACUACAGUUUCAAAUGGCAGUCUGAAGGACCUCUGUGCACUUCAUGUUGGCAAACUGCCAUCUGCUGCAGUCUUAUCUUCUCUUGAAGAUACAGAGUUGUUAAACCUAUCCCCCAAAGUGCCUGACACGACUGCCUCUAACAGUGGCAUCCCUAAGCCUAUUCUUAUAAAUUCCAAGGGUUCCCACCCAUCUAAGGAGGAUGGAGAGAGCUAUUGCAUUGAGAAGGCUGAAGACCAGAUUGAGGCAAAACCAGAGAUCCCCAAGCCCAAGCAUGUGAGACCGAAAAUAAUCACUUAUAUUCGAAGGAACCCCCAGGCAAUAAGCCAGCUUGAUCAUACAUUUGUUCCAGCUGGGUUACCCUAUGCUCCUCCUACUUGCACCAUGCCAGUAGCAACCAUGGAGCAAAAGUGUUCAAAUGAUGGAGACAUUAAACCUGGCAACAUUCUAUAUGACAAGUUUAAACCUGAUUUGCAGAAGCCUCGAAUUUACAGUCCAGGACUUGUGGUAUCUGGCAUUAAAGCUGCAAGCCAUCAUUUUGGUCAGAUGAAUGACAAGUUUCUCCAGGAGGUUGGAGAAAGGCCCAUGAAAGAAGAAUUUUGUCCUCCACCAUAUACUCACUAUGAAAUGCCUCCAAGCUUUUAUCGCUCAGCAAUGAUACUGAAGCCUCAGUUAGGACUCGGUGCCGUUUCCAGGUUACCAUCAGCAAAAAGCAGGAUUUUAAUUGCAAGUCAAAGGUCUUCAACUGGCUGCAUCCACCCACAGGGACCAAUAACUAGUGUUCCUACAAUUUUCCAUCCUGAUGCUACAGUUGAUCUUAAAAAGGGGUCCAGUCCAAGUGCUACGAAAUCCAAUCUUCCCAAGCCCUGCCCGUCUGGACUCCGUCCUCCUGGUUAUUCUCGGUUGCCAGCUGCUAAACUGGCAGCCUUUGGUUUUGUCAGAAGCUCAAGCGUCUCCUCAAUCUCCAGCAACCAAUCAAAUGACAGUGUCCAGAAUGAUCCAAGCAGGACAGCCAACCACAGGAAGGAAAAAAAUCAACAGAAGAAAUGUUCAAACUUAGGGAAUGAAGAGCAAAUCACUCCUAAGGCAGUGGAGACUUCUAAAGAAGCACCCAAGGGAACCAGUAGGACUCCACCACAGGCAUCACAUAGCACACCAGCUGCCCGUAAGAGUUUACUUCCAGCACCGAAGACACCCACAGCACCUGCUAGCUCAAAGAAAGAAGUGCAAAAAGAUCAAGAGGCUAACAGAACUCCUGUUUCAUCUCCAAAAAGACUGGUUGUAUCAGCUAGCAAGCUCCACUCACCAGGACACCCAAAACAAAGGUCAGCUGUUCCAAGAAAUGGAUUUUCUACAAAGCCAGACUUGCAGACUCGAGAGGCUGAGCGGCAGUUCAUCCAGCAAAUGAAAGAAAAGUGUAAUGAGCAGGCCAGGAAGCUCAGCUGCAUCCAAGAGGAACUUAAGAGAACCAGCUGCGGCUUUGAUGUCUUUGUUAUAACAACACAGCAUUUCUUUCAGAAGAACGAAAGCGCCCUUGUGAAGGAAAAGGAGCUCUCGGCGGAGCUUACAAACAUCAAAGAUGAAGUUGCUCUCAAUGCAGAGAAAUGUGAAAAAUUACAAAAAGAGAAGGAGGAGUUGGAAAAGAAGUUUGAGAAUAAGCUGAGGAAGAUUGGCUGGGAACAGCGAGAAGAGCUGCAAGCACUUGAAGAGCGACUGCAGUUGCAAUAUAGUGCUGAACUAGAGCACUUGCAAGAGGAUCACCGGAUGCAGCUUGCUAGAAUGAGGACUCAGCACCAAGAACAGGUGGAUGACAUUGUAGCACAUCAGGAAGCAUCAAUACUAGAGAUGGAAAAUAGCCAUACAUCUGCAAUUGCAGUACUUCAAGAUGAAUAUGAGCGCAAAGUUCAAGAACUGAAUUCUUCCCAUGAGCUGGAAAAAAAAGAACUUGAAGAGAAUUUUGAGAAGUUGCGUCUGUCAUUGCAGGACCAGGUAGACACCCUCACUUUUCAGAGCCAAUCUCUAAAGGAUAAGGCAAAGCGAUUUGAAGAGGCAUUAAAGAAAAACACUGAAGAACAACUAGAGAUUGCACUGGCUCCAUAUCAACAUUUAGAGGAAGACAUGAUUAGUAUAAAAGAAGUUUUGGAAAUGAAGAAUCAACUCAUUCAUCAACAGGAAAAGCGAAUCAUGGAGCUAGAAAAACUAGCUGAAAAGAACUUAAUAUUGGAAGAAAAGAUCCAAGUACUUCGACAGCAAAACGAGGACCUCAGAGUCCGCAUUGAUCAGAACACCGUGGUGACAAGACAGUUAUCUGAAGAAAAUGCAAAUCUUCAGGAGUAUGUUGAAAAGGAAAGCAAGGAAAAGAAGAGACUGAGUCGAACUAAUGAAGAGCUGCUGUGGAAACUUCAGACAUCUGAACCGAUCAGCCCUGUUAAACUGUCUCCAACCUCUCCAACCCACAUUUAUCGCUCGUCGUCAGGACCGCCUACCCCUGCGAAAGUGAGCAUGGUGCCAAGAUGACCAAGCCAAGACAGCUGGUUCAGAUGACUUAUCCCUGAUAAUAUCCCCAUCUGCUGAAUGUUAUCAACCAAGAAAGUAAUAACCACAGUAGAAAUAGAUGUCUGGAAAUGUUCACUGUAUCAAUCUACUCUCUAGCUGCAUAUGACUAGAUGGUCUGCUGUUGCGGUUUCCAGUAUCAGAAGCUCCUAGGAAUGACAUACUGAUGCCAUAGAAUAUCACAAUUCAGUGUAAUCUGUUGAACUAGAGCCAGAAGUAAAGGAAAAUGUCUAUGACUAAUUGCUAUUCACUCUGAAUGAACUUCUUUUUGCUGCAGUACUUCAGGUUAGUUACAAGUUCAUAUUUUGAAUAGCUAUGUGUGUAUGUGUUUGGGGCUCUAGUACGCAUAGAUGGUGCUGGCGUCCAUGCACAUAAACUGGGGUACAUGUAAGGCUGGCAUACACACUUCUGUAUAUGUAGCAGGAUCUCUUUUGAACUGCAUUUUUAUAUGAAUUCUACACUAAAAGUGCUGAUAUAUUUUCAUGACCGUCAGCAAUUUUCUAAUAUGUGCCUAAGAAUUAUACUGAAAUGAAAUAAUUUUUUGUUAAAGCUUCCCAGGAAUAUUUCUACCCAAACUAGAAGAAAGUUACGCAAAAGUAGAAGCACCUUCCAAAUGACCACCACGUGGUAUAUUUUCUAAAGCAAAACACCAGCGACUUUUAAAUUCUUAACUUGUUACUGCCUUCCAAAAUAAUUGAUUUUCUAAUUAAUGCUAGACAAACAUGGUCACUCAUCCUGUAGGACAAGUUUAGGACUCUUAGCAUUAUCCUAAGUAGAAAAGAGACUAGGAGGCCACCUCAAUUCAGUUUGUCAAAAUAUCUCCAUUUGUAACACAUAUGUGGCUGUUUUCAAAUGACUUUUUUGAAGCUUCUGGAUUAAUAAUAACAAGGCAAUAUGCGUGUAAGUAUGCCUUUAUAGGAUGACGUCCCCAUCACAAAAUGUAUUUUUGAUGCAAUGGUCAUGAAAUCUAAGACGAAUGGGUCACUCUACAAUUAACAUACAUGUUACAUUUGCUUCAAAAUUGAAGGUGUCUUGGAUGUUUUCCAUCCACAUUUUGCCCUCUUUCACAUAACGCAAUACCCAAUUCUAGAAGGGUUUUUUUUCCUCAUCCCACCCAAAGGUCUCAACUGUACCAUCAGCCCAAGCAGUAAGGGGCUGCUAAUGAUGCAGUCUGAAAAGUGCUGUCUAGAUUCCCUUAGUUGUGAUGUUCCCAAGGAUCUGAGAUCGCAUGCACUAUCAGCAUCCUCCUCAAUGUUGCCUAGAUUUAUGGGCAUCUGCUGUCAGAUUGGGAAGUAAGAUUAUCCUGGGCUGGGCAUGCUCAUUAGUACUAAUGAUGUGAGUAUAAUCAGCCUCACAACAAAAUCAUGAGGAGUUUUACUACCCAUCAAACCACUGGAUUUAACAACUCUUGUCUUUUUUACAGCCAUCUCAAGACUAUUACCCAGUGUAUAUUUAGUACCAGCACAGCAUAGGACAUUAGGACUGCUAGAACGUAGGCUGGUUUCCUAGAGAAUAGUGUAGCUGUCAAUUUAGUAUUAGACCUUAAGAAGGUUCUUAAACAUAAGCUAGACUGAUGAAGAGGAUAGAGCCAAUAUCCCUUAUUGUCUUUGAUGUUAUAGAAGAUGGGUUCCAGCAUGUAUCAGAUAUGUUAGACUUAGCUUGUGGGAGCGUUAAAUGUAGCGUUGGACAGUUGUGAAACACAAAUCAUAAGCAUAUGAAAAGUUGUUUUUAGAUAUCCAUGUGAUACGUUGAUUCUCAGCUGGUGGCAAAGACUCCACCCGUGUAUAAAGUGCAAUAUUGCACAGCCACCUCUUGAGUCCCUUCAAUCAGGGAAACAAAGUACCAAAGCCACCACGAGAAGAAAAAGUGGGAUUAGUCAUCAUCCUCAGUGAGAUUGUACAGAUAAUUUUAUGGGGCUGCACAGGCACCUGGGUAAGUGAGUCUAUGUGGUAGCUGGAUAUUUGACUUGCCUAUGAUGUGUAGGUUUAAGACAGGUGCUGUAAUUCAAGAAAUAGUUAGUGUUGGUUGAUUGCCACAUGUUUGUGGCCCAAUUCCAUGAUGUAUAAAUUAACAAGGUUAAUUUUUUAGGGAAAUUUAUUUUUAUAGUUGCCUUGCAUGAUACUGUGAUAUUGAGUACAUCUUUUUAGAUUAGGUUAUGCUAUGUUUGUAACUAUCACACAUGCCAGAACCGAAUAAAAAUCAAGAAUAGGAUACGUGUGGCAAUGAUCUACUGGUAUAAUUUUAGCCACUUUCCAUACUGCAAUUGUUAGAAGACUUAUGUGCCAUCACAAUGCACUUGUUUUGUUGUUCUGUUACAAUUUUGUGCAAUGUUGGGUCAUGCAAGCAAUGUUACCACAAUGUUGAUGAAUUUGGAUUACCUUAUGUUGCUUUGCAAGUUCUGUAUCACUCAUCACUUAGAGGCUAGUAAAGGAAGGUGGGUGGGCGGGAAGGUGGGUAGGUUCGGGUUGUCCAUGGGCUUCUCUGUUUAUGCUGCUUCUUCCACCUGUCAUCUACCACUUCCAUAUGCAACAAAUUGCUUCCAAUCAUAAUUGGGGGUGUUUGUUGUAGGGAACUGAUAAUAAUAGAUAAGGAAAAUGUGUGACUUUCUAGAUCUGGUUCUGCAAGUCUUAUUUCCCCCUGAUUAUUGGGCAUGCUGGCUGGGAUUGAUGGAAGUUGGGGAGGGGUGAUUGGAGAGUCCCAUGUUUCCUAUCUCUUAACUCUUAUCUCAUUUAUUUUGUACUGCUUCAGUAUCUCUGCUUCCAAAAUGGUGGGUUUGUGGUUCACUUCAAAAAACAAAAUAGCACACUAUAGAAGCCAGUCAGCCUCUAAAGUCUAUAAGCUAUACUGUACAAAAUGUCCUUUGUGUACCAUUUGGCUGUACACAUAAAGGUACAGCAAAUUAUAGUUGACAUGCAAAGAAUAACUAGCUUUAUGGUUUGGUCUUAUGUUUAAAGGAGUGGCAUCACUUUCAGGUACCACAAGCCAUUAUUGCAACUCAGGCAACUUUACAAAGCUGCAGCUGCUGUUUACAAUAUGUCACAGAGAUCUUCUGUUCAAAGGAUGUAGGGAGCAAGCUCAAUAGGCAUGUCCAAACCCUUUGAAUCUCUAUCCAUAUAAUAAUCUCCUGUUAUACUAAGGUUGGUAAAGAUAAAUGUAAGAUCAAACCCAAUGAGGAAUUUCAGUAUUUGGCUAGUUCAGAUGGAGCACAAAGGGAAGGAAAACAAGAAAUGGAAAGUUCAAGGAAAUUGGACCAUUCAUUCUCAUAUCUACUCUUGGACUAGUUUUGGUAGCUAUAACAGACUACUUUGGAAUCUUCUUCCAUGGAAACAAAUUGUUAGCAAGAGAGGAACAAAGUAUCUUCUAGAGGUGAUGGGAUGUUGCUACGGUAUUGGUCUUUUCUGUAUAACUUUUGGUCAAGGAUUCCCCCAUGCUGGUUCAGAGGAAGAUGCUAGAAAGAUAGGCCUUCUCAAAGAAAAACAGUAGUUUGGUAUCUCCAGCUCCAGAAAUGCUUGUGCCUAGAUUCCAUUCUAACGGUUCUUUCUCUAUAAGAGAAGAGAGGAAGGGCUUCCAAAUAUUUGUCUUCUCAUUUCUUAAAUAUAUUAAACAAAAUAUGUCUUCAGAGGUUAGAAAUAAGCCCGAGAAAAAGUAUCCAAGCCUAAAUACUAUGAAGAUCCUCCCUUACAUCCCCUCUAAUCCAGGAGACUAAGCAAGGUCAUAACUGGUUAGUAUCGGAAAGAGAACCAUUCAAAGAAUACCAGAUAUUAUAGACGAUAUUUCGGAGUAAGGAAAUGACAAACUAUCUCUGAGUAUUCCUUGUCUAACACAGCCUUACACAAUUAAUGGGAUUUCUUUAGUCAACAGGCACAUAAAAGGGUUUGUUUGAGCAGUUUGUAUAGCUUCUGUCUGUGCCUCCAAUUAUUAUCUUACCUAGAUUUGCAUACAACCCACUCAUCCUAGGAAGGCAAUAUUUGCUUCAUCUCUACUUCUGAGGCAACUCCAAAGUUGCAUUUAUUUUGUUAAAUAAAUGGUAGCACCCAUGUUCUUUGAAGAUUCAAAAGAAUCGGGUGCAAGAUAUAUGUGGAGUUUGUCUCCAAAAGGUACCAAAUCCCAAAAGAUUGAGUUAUAGGUGGCAGCACAUUGUUGGCUAGGAGUAGAAUAUUAUGUGCAGAUCAAACUUAUCAAACUGUAAUAAAUCACUUGAGGACAGGGCCUGGAAAAUUGCAUUUUAUAGCAAAAGAAUGCACAUCCUAAGCACGUUUAUUUUUAUAUUCCUCUAGAAUCAUUCAGGUGGUGGAUUUGGUACUUUUUGGAAACAAACUCCACAUAGGUUCUUGUGCAAUUCUGCUUUACUCCGAACACACGAAUGUGAACUAUUUUGUGUCAGAAUUUGGUGAUAGGGCACUUAGGUCACACAAGGCUUCCCACUAAAAGACAGGGGCCAGGAAGGCAAUGUUUACCUUUUUCCUCUGCUACUUUUGAUGAUCUUAUCAAGAACUUAGGUUUGCAAGGAGAAAUUGCAAAUCCACCCCUUUCCCAUCCCUUCAACCAGAUGAAGUUGUAUGGUAUGAGGUAAGAACUAUUUUGGAUUUAACCAAGAGUUGUUAUCAUAGGAAAGCCCUUGAAAUCAAAUUGCUGAGUAUAGCUUAGGGUGCAAGUGCUUGAAGUAUGAUUCAGUACUUCUUCUCACCACACUUUCAGACAUUGUUCAUAGACCGUUACAUUCUCACCUGUCCCUAAACCUCUCCAAAAUAUGUGAGGGUAUACAUAUAACAUUCAUAUACAUUCAGCUUCAGACAGAUAUAAGAAAUGGGUGAAAUGCGUUUUCAAACUCUGUGGUGUAAUAUAUCCAUCUCUCCAAAUUUGCCUCAGAAGUCCACAAAAUUCAUUCUCAAUGACUUCUAUUAGCAAGGCCCUGUUGGCUUAGGAAUUUAAAGAGAUGCUAAACCAGCACCUAGAGCAGCAAAGGAGUAAAGGUAGAAAACAGCAUACUUCCUGUUAUGUAAAAUACAUACAUUUUCCCACUAACAAAUCAGUGGGGACUGGAUGGCGAGGAUCUCUUUUACACUAAAUACAAAUAAUCCAAAUCAGGUAUUACUGUUUUUUUUUUUCUUUCUGCACUGAUUACAAUUGUGUCCCAUGGACACCUGGUGGAUCCUUAUGUAAAGUUUCCCCCAUCCCAUACACAAUAAGAGUUUGUGGUCUGACUUGAUAUAUAGCUAUUUGAAUUACAGGAAAAAAGUUUGUAUUAUUUCAUUUGCUGUGUACAGGUGUCUGUAAUAUAUAUUCAUGAUAAUAAAUACAUGCUCCAGCAUUAGUAUCUCUA
Anolis carolinensis (green anole) is the source of this 11387-nucleotide messenger RNA. RefSeq names its product microtubule associated scaffold protein 2 (gene mtus2). The transcript has 16 exons. NCBI's taxonomy places the organism in Eukaryota, Metazoa, Chordata, Lepidosauria, Squamata, Anolidae. The record is from RefSeq and is a predicted model, not a curated record. Gene Ontology annotation, cellular component: nucleus; cytoplasm. Gene Ontology annotation, molecular function: microtubule binding. Bases 1802 to 6028 code for a protein of 1408 amino acids.